Pungitius pungitius (ninespine stickleback) is the source of this 1684-nucleotide messenger RNA. RefSeq lists its product as uncharacterized. Gene Ontology annotation, molecular function: nucleic acid binding. NCBI's taxonomy places the organism in Eukaryota, Metazoa, Chordata, Actinopteri, Perciformes, Gasterosteidae. The coding region runs from base 82 to 1452 and encodes 456 amino acids. Gene Ontology annotation, biological process: DNA integration. The record is from RefSeq and is a predicted model, not a curated record. The transcript is spliced from 3 exons.
AAAUGUUGAGUUGGCAUGUUAGACUCGAGGAUCGAACAUUCCCAUAUUUACGGUAAUUGUGUUCCCGUUGUGUAACAACGCAUGGAGAAAGCGCGGUAUUUUAGUCACUUCAUGCUGCAAGGCAAGAUGGCCAGUCCUGAACUAGCCCUUGUCAUAGAGCGAGCUGUUGCAGCUGGCGUUAGGGCGGCCCUCCAAGACCGACCGACGCCUACACCAGGAACAAGUCUCGUCGCAACAGACACCACAUCAUUGCCGUCGGUAUCAGCAGUGAUUUCAUCACCAAGUACAGCGACCACAUCACAGAGAUCGGAUGGUAACCUUGGACAGCAGAGCUACAUUUCCAAACAAGAUAUCGAAAAUGUGCUGUCAUUAAAGACCACACUGACAGAAGUUGCUUCCAUCCUCUGCAUUUCCAGACCAACCCUGUACAAACUCAUGAGGGAGCACAACAUCUCAAGAACAAAGUUUGUACAAUUUAGUGAUGAGGAAUUAGAUUCUGCAGUAUCUCAGAUUAAAGCAGAACAUCCUCAUGUGGGAGAGGUCAUGCUUAAUGGACAUAUGCGUUCAAGGGACAUUGUGGUGCAAAGAAAGAGGUUAAGAGAGUCAAUUAAAAGGGUUGAUUCUGGGGGUGUUGAGUCCAGGCGGAGAACAACGAUAUCCAGGCGUGUUUAUUCUGUGCCAUGUCCAAAUUUUAUCUGGCACCUGGAUGGUAACCAUAAACUGAUAAGAUGGAAAUUAGUUGUACAUGGUGCAAUGGACGGCUACAGUAGGAUGCUCAUGUUUCUCCAGUGCUCUAACAACAAUCGGUCUGAAACCGUUAAACAGCUUUUCACUACAGCAAUAAGACAGUUUGGCAGACCUCUGCAUAUCAGAACUGACUUGGGGGGAGAGAAUGUUCUUGUUUGGGAGGAUAUGCGGGAAAGCAGAGGAGAAGAAUCUGUUUUAACAGGAAGCUCUGUACAUAACCAGCGCAUUGAACGUUUUAACAGGGACUUAAAUAAUAAUUGCAGUCAUGUCUACUCACCCAUUUUUUAUGAACUGGAGUCAAUGAAUGUGCUAGACUUGGACAAUGAAACAGAUAUAUUUGCUCUUCAUUAUGUUUACAUUCCUAGAAUUAAUCGCACAUUAAAUGAAUUCGGGGCUGCUUUUAAUAAUCAUUCAGUGUCCUCAGAGGGAAACCGAACCCCUCUGCAGCUUUUCACAUUAGACCGCCAUCUGCAGAACCUCCACAACCCAGACACUGCAUUAGAACAGCUCUGUAAUGAGCCCGCAGCACCAACUCCUAUGUAUGGAGUAGAUUCAUUUUGCCCAUUACAAAGAUGGGAUUUACAGGAGCUUUCCCUCACUGUAAACCCUCUUGAAAAUGACCAUAACAAUGGAAAGACAUUAUUUCAAAGAGUGCAGCAGUUUGUUUUCAGUAAAAUUGUAAGCUCACAUUUGCAUUCUGAGUAAUGCCCUCUUGGAUUUUCCCAUCAACAUUUACCAUACAUGUUCUGUUGAUCAGUCUGCUUAUUUUCUACUGUUACUUGUUUGGUUCCCCUCGGGUAUUGAAGUUGUGUCAUGUGUUCCCUGUCUGGUCGUCAUCUAAAGUCUGUUAAGUGCCCAUGUGGGAUAAGUUUUGAUUUGUUUUGUUUUUCCUUCUCUUGAUGGAAUUUUGAAUUAAUUUAACCCUUUUUGGAAUCAU